AUGUAUCCUCCACAGAAAGUUGGUUUUUCGAAUCCACAGGUGAAUCGGCUGUCCCAUCGAUACCAACAGGAGGUGCCUCCGCAAGAUCCAGUUCAGCAGCCAGCUAUGGCUGAACAAUCCGUCGUUCUUCAGUCGCAACAGCUUGCAGCGCGGCAUGUAGUUGGGAAACAGUUGCCCAGAUUCGAUGGCAACCCAAUCGACUGGCCUAUGUUCAUCAGUAGCUAUGAACAGUCGACCGCUGCUUGCGGCUACACAAACGCUGAAAACCUGAUUAGGCUUCAGCAGUGCCUGACUGGACACGCGAAAGAGUCGGUCUGCAGUAAACUUCUGCUGCCAGAGAGCGUGCCUCACGCUAUCGAGACACUGCGUAUACGCUACGGUCGACCAGAGCUGCUACUCAAAUCGCUCCUCGAAAAGGUUCGUCGUACACCAGGUCCAAAACAAGAUAAAUUGGAAACGGUUAUCGAGUUCGGUUUGGCAGUUGGCAAUUUUGUCGAUCAUCUCCGGGCGGCGCAGUUACAGCAACAUCUCACCAACCCCAUGAUGAUGCAGGAGUUGGUAGAUAAGCUCCCAGGCUCGAUGAAAAUGGAGUGGGGUUCCUUCAAGGGCCAACAACCAUUGGCAGACUUAGAGACCUUUGGGCGCUUCAUGGAAAAGCAGGUCAACGCAGCGAGUGCGGUGAGCUUCGAGCUUCCAGUCCACGAGAAAACGUAUAAGCACGAAAAGCAGAAAGGAAGGGAGAGUGCCGGGAUCCAUGCACAUUCGCAAAGCGAUAGUCCAAGCAAUAAACCGAAUUCGUCAGGACAACCUCGGAAGCCGACUAAAAUCUGUGGUGUCUGUACUCGCGAAGGUCACAGGGCGGCGGAUUGCUCUCAGUUUAAAGAGCUGAACGUCGACGAGCGGCCUAACUUUAUACACCACACUACCCAUACACCUUCAACGAAAGCCUUGUUCCGCAUACUGCCUGUCAUCCUAUACAACGAAGGCAGAAGCGUGUCGGUAUUCGUUUUCAUCGACGAAGGUUCGGAAAUCACACUGCUGGAAGACAACGUUGCGAAGCAGCUGGGUGUAAAAGGUCCCGUGAAAGCUUUAACUCUCCAGUGGACAGGUAACGUUAAGCGGAAUGAGUCCAGGUCCCAGGAGGUGAAGUUGGCAAUAUCAGGGAAGUGUGGUUCUGAGAAGUUCGAUCUUCGUCAAGCCAGGACAGUCAGCUGUCUAUUUCUGCCCAGUCAGCAGCUCAACUACGGAGAAUUGUCUCAGCGUUUCCCACACCUCCGCGGUCUCCCAAUGGAGAGUUAUGAAAAUGUUCAGCCGAAGCUUCUGAUCGGCUUGGAUAACCUUCGUCUAGGCGCUCCACUGAAACUUCGUGAGGAUGGACCGAACGAUCCAAUUGCUGCAAAGUGUCGCCUAGAUUGGACCGUUUAUGGGUGUUCUGGUGUCAGAGGAGAAAACGCAGCUUUGGUUAAUUUUCACACCGUGGAAGCUGCGGAUACGGAUCACCUAUUGAACGAGCAGUUGCGAGAUUUUUUCACCUUGGAGAAUGACGGCCUCUUCAAUCGCAACGAAACCCUAGAAUCGGAGGAAGAUAAACGAGCGAGGAUGAUUCUCGAACAGACGACUCGACACAUUGGUGACCGUUUCGAGACGGGACUUCUAUGGCGAACAGAUAAUCCAGAAUUCCCUGACAGCUACCCGAUGGCGACUAGACGACUGGUGGGAUUGGAAAGGAAAUUUGCCAAACAGCCGCAGCUCGGAGAUCGAGUACGUGAACAGAUUCAUGACUACGAGCGUAAAGGCUACGCGCACAGGGCGACUCAAGCGGAGCUGGACUCAGUGGAUCGCAGCCGAUUGUGGUUCCUGCCGUUAGGAGUAGUUCAACAUCCCAGAAAGCAGAAAGUUCGGUUGAUUUGGGAUGCCAAAGCUACAGUGGGAUCUGUCUCCUUCAAUUCUAAACUCCUAAAGGGUCCUGACCUGCUGACACCAUUGCUCGCCGUACUCAGCUCCUUUCGCCAAUUCCCGGCAGCCGUGUGUGGUGAUAUACGGGAAAUGUUCCACCAGAUUAAAAUCAGGGAACAAGACCGUCUCUCUCAGUGCUUUCUGUGGCGUGACACUCCGUCAGGAGAUAUCAAAAUAUACGUGAUGGAUGUUGCGACGUUUGGGUCUACAUGUUCGCCCGUAUCAGUCCAAUUUGUAAAAGACUUAAACGCCGCAGAGUUUUCCGAGCAAUAUCCACGAGCUGCGGUCGCCAUCACCAAGCACCACUACGUGGACGACUACCUGGACAGCUUCCAGACAGUCCAGGAAGCUACAGAAGUCGUGAAUGAGGUGAAACUCGUUCAUUCAAAAGGAGGAUUCGAACUUCGUAAUUUCCUGUCCAACUCUGGGGAAGUUCUGCAAGGUAUCGGGGAAAAAUCAGGAGAUCCAAUAAAGGAAUUGGCCUUGGAGAGGGCUGAAAACACGGAAUCGGUUUUGGGGAUGAAAUGGAUGCCCAGUGUAGACUGCUUCACGUACACCGUCAACUUUCGUGAAGAUCUCCAAUGGAUUCUCAACCGCAACCACGUUCCCACGAAACGUGAAAUACUUCGGGUCGUUAUGAGCCUGUUUGACCCGCUAGGCCUGGUCUCUUUCUUCCUCAUUCAAGGAAAGGUCCUCCCCUCAUCCAAGGAAUUUGGGCCUCUGGAACAGGUUGGGACGAACCGAUCAACGAAAACCACAUUUGACAAUGGCGCCAAUGGGUGGAUUGUUUCGAUCAGUUGGACACAUUAA
Aedes albopictus (Asian tiger mosquito) is the source of this 2766-nucleotide messenger RNA. RefSeq lists its product as uncharacterized. NCBI's taxonomy places the organism in Eukaryota, Metazoa, Arthropoda, Insecta, Diptera, Culicidae. The record is from RefSeq and is a predicted model, not a curated record. The transcript has 2 exons. Bases 1 to 2766 code for a protein of 921 amino acids.